Lachancea meyersii CBS 8951 is the source of this 666-nucleotide messenger RNA. Lineage: Eukaryota; Fungi; Ascomycota; Saccharomycetes; Saccharomycetales; Saccharomycetaceae. The record is from the annotation of a GenBank genome assembly.
AUGUCAGACCUGGACAGCUAUGUUCCUAUGAUUGACGCGAUUUUGAGCGUAUCAAACCCAGAUGAAGUCAGUGCCAAAAGGAUACGAAAAGCCGUCCAAGAGCUGUUUUCGGUCAAUUUAGAAGCUCAGCGUAAAGCUGUUAAUGCCUUGAUAGUUGACCGAUUUAAUCAUAUUCAAGAGGCUCGAACCAACAUUUCGUCUGAGGAUCUAGCUGGAAAAGACGCUGCCAUAGCUAAAAGCUUGUCUAAGAAACUCAAAUCCGGUAAAAAGAAGUCCCAAGAUGGCUCUGCAGUCUCGAAACCCAAGAAAAAGCGCAAAACUAGUGAAAAUGGGAAUGCUUUAAGUCAGAACAAAAUGAUUUUGAGUCCGGAGUUGCAGGAAUUGGUGAAAGAGCCAGAGAUGGCCAGAACUCAAGUUGUCAAAAAGGUUUGGGAGUACAUACGAGAGCAUGACUUGCAAAAUCCGUCCGAUCGGAGAGAAAUAAUGUGUGACGACAAGAUGAAGCCUAUAUUCGGCGCUAAGACCACGAUGUUUGCCCUGAACAAAAGCCUGUCAAAGCAUAUAUAUAGUCGCAGCGAGGUACUUGAGCAGAAGAGCGCUAGCGAGGGUCCGAAAAAAUCACCAGAACCCUCUAGAAACCCGUCAUCAUCAAGCGACAGCACUUGA